AUGAGUCUUCUUCAGGCUUUACCAGGAUCAGACCCAUCAAGUAUCCCCCUCGCCGGCAAUCCAAAUGGAGACCCUCCUAACUUCGAAGGAGGGGCUACACUUCAGUGGGUAGUCCUGGCGACGGGAUUCGUGUUUAUACCAAUUAGCACGAUUCUAAUCAUUAUACGUCUGGGAAUGUCGCUUAAACACAGCAGAAAGCUGCAUCUUGACGACUUUUUAUGUGUACUAGGAGAAGCCUUUGGAAUCGCCUACUGGGUUAUACUAUAUAAGUUUCAAGCGAAGACAGGGCUGUUUAAACACACAUGGGACGUACCCGUCAGCGCCAUCACCUUUCGAGUCUUCGAACUUCAUUUCGCCGGUGAGAUCCUGAACAUGAUCGCACACGCCUUCGUGAAACUUUCCAUCCCGGCGUUUUUUAUUCGGGUAUUCGGUUCUCUAAAAUGGCUUCGCCACACCUCCUAUGUGCUCAUAGUAGCUGUCGUUAUUUUCUCCAUUUCCCCUCUCAUAUCCAUGUUGGUUGUUUGCCUGCCGAUUCCUAACGAGCACUGGAAUGCUGCCUUCGUCGCUACGUGUGCCACAUCUGCUGGACCUCAGACCAUCACCUUAGGCGUAUUUGCGGUAAUAUUCGACAUAACUGUGGUCAUAAUACCAAUCUGUAUCACCUCCAGGCUUAUUAUCGACCGAGAUAAGAAGAGGAACUUGAUAAUUGUAUUCCUCAUUGGUUUUCUCGUGGUUGCUACUAGCGUUACCGGACUGGCGUAUAGAAUCAUCGUACGAUACGGUGAUGACCCCUUAUGGAACGAUGGAAAUAUCGCGAUCACAUCAUAUACGGAGAUUUUCGGCACAGCUAUCGUCGGCUGCGCACCGGGCCUACGCUCAUUCUGGCUUGCUUUGUCCGAUAAGAAGCGGCAACGUUCUGAAUUUCAAUCUAGGCGAGAAAAAUCAGAUACAAUUGAAACGGUUUCAUCGCCAAGAGAGUUUAAAAACCUUCGGGAAGUACCCUUGAUAUAUUAUUCCGGCAAUAAAUACUACUAUAAACACUUGAAACAUUUACACCUUCCAUCUUCUACUCGGAGGGAUACGGAUCAGCUCACCCCUUUAACCCCUAUUCACCAAUCCACCAUGGUACUUCAACAAAGCUCGGACGAUACACCCUGUUUCUAUGCAAAGCACGACGGAUACUGGGGAGGUACUGCAUACGAAAGUAGAAAAUAG
This is a messenger RNA of Daldinia vernicosa, 1215 nucleotides long. RefSeq lists its product as uncharacterized. The record is from RefSeq and is a predicted model, not a curated record. The coding region runs from base 1 to 1215 and encodes 404 amino acids. Lineage: Eukaryota; Fungi; Ascomycota; Sordariomycetes; Xylariales; Hypoxylaceae. The transcript is spliced from 6 exons.